Pollicipes pollicipes is the source of this 409-nucleotide messenger RNA. RefSeq lists its product as uncharacterized. The record is from RefSeq and is a predicted model, not a curated record. Lineage: Eukaryota; Metazoa; Arthropoda; Thecostraca; Pollicipedomorpha; Pollicipedidae.
GUCAGUCCUCGGGGAGCGACAACACCAGCAGCGGCACGUCCGUGGUCAGCCAGAUGCCCGGAGGCACCGUCUCCAUGCAGUGCAACUUCCACCCGGGCGGCACCGUCCUAUGGUACAAACAAGAGAGCGACGGCAAGAUGGAGUUUGCUCGGGACGCGCAGCUGAUCGUCAGCGACAACCGGUACCAGAUCCGUUCUGAGAACGGGGCCUACGUCCUCACGAUAAAUCCCACCCGGGAGGAAGACUCGGGCCAGUUCAUGUGCCACAGUAGCGAUAUGCGUGGCAUGAUCUAUGAGCACACGUUCCUGGUCAGUAUGUCUUAGAAUGAUCUAUAUGUUCAUACAAAUGCACGUUAAAGUGCCAGAGGUAUGUUCAGUAUGCAGUAAUAUAAAUAUAUACCUCAUGAUAC